GUAAAAUUACCACGCUCGCCAAAGGAAAGAUAUUUGACUCGUCACAAAGAACGCGGCACUUUUAGGAGGAAGUUUGCUGCUUUUUAGUGAUCUUGAAGUGUGUUCUGAGAAGGGGGAGGUACUUGUUAACUUUCCGGAUCCGUGAAAGAAAACAUGCGGCGAAAGGAACGAGUGACCCUGCUAAUUUGUAGCACCUGGCUCGGUCUGAUGGCAAGUGUCGUAGGCACAAACCCGCCGCAGGACUGUGCCGACCUGUUCGCGACCGGGACCCGACAGAGCGGCACCUACAUGGUCGGUGAACCCUUCCCGUAUCAGGUCUACUGCGACAUGAGCUUCCUUGGCGGCGGCUGGACAGUCCUUCAACACCGCCAGGAUGGAUCCGUAGACUUCGCCAAGACUUGGGAGGAAUAUCAGCAAGGGUUCGGCGACCUGGACGGAGAGUUUUGGCUAGGGCUGGACAAGAUCCACACACUGACAACGGCAAAGAGUAACAACAUUCUUCAGAUUGAGCUUGAGGAUUUUGAUGGAGAAAGGAGGUACGCGCGGUACGGCACAUUUUCAGUCGGGGGUUCGAGUGAUAAUUAUUUGGUGACUAUUGAUGGGUACACAGGAGACGCAGGGGACAGUCUGACUAGCACUGGGAAUGAUGGACGAAACAACAUAAACAGACAAAAGUUUUCUACGAAAGAUCUGGACAAUGACGGAAACAUUGGUGAUUGCUCGUCUACAUUCGGCCAAGGUGGUUGGUGGUACCCGCUUGCAUGUGGACAAUCCUUCCUACACGGAAAGUAUAACUGUCAUCUCAGCUCUUCCUCCUGUGGUAGAUUAAACGGAGUCCUUUGGACGGGAUGGGGAGGAGAAAAUCACUUCUUGAAGAAAACAACAAUCAUUAUCAGGCCUGCUGACUUUACAGGCUCUGACGCGCCUCAGGACUGUGCCGAUCUAUACGAAGACGGGAUCAUAGAAAGCGGAAUCAACGCCGUCAGCGAUCCCCGCGUCUUUGUGUACUGCGACAUGAGGAACCACGGCGGCGGGUGGACCCUGCUACAGCGCCGACAGAACGGGUCUGUGGACUUCGCUAAGAACUGGGCAGACUACGAGCAGGGGUUUGGAAACCUCGAUGGAGAGCAUUGGCUCGGACUGAGCAAACAGAACCAAAUCACGGGGCAGAAGACAUACAGCUUACGUGUAGACUUGGGAGAUUGGGAAAACCAAUUUCGGUACGCGACGUACAACAGCUUUAGUGUCGGUGGCAGCAGUACGAACUACCAGGUUAGCAUCAGCAGCUACUCAGGUGAUGCUGGUGACAGUCUCGCAAGUGGGGGAAACCGUUUUAGCAUUAACGGUAUAAGUUUCACGACCUCAGACGACAACAAUGGUCCAAAUACUGCAAACUGUGCGGGCAACUUUGGUGGGGGUGGAUGGUGGUUUCCAGACAGCUGUGGGCGAACAAUGCUAAAUGGGCGGUACAACGACUCGCGAAGAGCACAGGGUGUUCAUUGGGAUACAUGGAAGGGGUGGAGUUACACUUUAAAGAUGACAUCACUCAAAGUAAGGCCAAAUAACUUUCCAGUUUGUCCAAAUGGUACGUUCGGAUCGUCCUGCUCUGACACAUGUCAUUGUCUGAACGGAAACGCCUACUGUAACCACGUGAGUGGUGCAUGCUUAGGCGGAUGUGUGGACGGGUGGGCGGGGAGCGACUGUCAGACGGUAUCAGUCCCACCACAAUUUGGUCAACCAGCUCCAACAGAUGAAACCCGAAAUGCAGGGGAGUCCCUAACCUGGACCUGCCAAGCAACAGGCGAUCCCUUGCCAACUACAACUUUCUGGCAUGAAAGGGACGACCUUUCCGCCACAAGUACAACAGAAACUGAGUCAGGCAUCCAGUACACCAGAAGCAUCUUCUCCAUAAACUCUGUAAGUCGUGGCGACAACGGGGCCUACAGCUGCGCAGCCAGUAACAUCGGAGGAUACGUAAUAGCAAAGUUCUCCUUGACAGUCCACGAAAGACCAGACCCUCCCAUUAUUGACAGCGGCCUCACCACAACAAGUACUUCCAUAGCGGUCACGUGGACAUUUCCGUACUUCGGCAACCUACCGAUCAUACAAGUACAGCUACAGUAUCGGGAGGCGGCACCAAGUGGUUCAUGGAUAACGGUCACUCUUCCGGACAGUCCGAGUGAUUACAACAUCACGGGAUUGGACCCAUUCACCUUGUACAGUAUAAGGAUAUCCGCGGAAAACGACCGUGGUUUCAGCGACUUCUCUGAUCUUGUCAAUGUGCAAACACCUGAAUCACCUCCAGGAAAAGUUCGAAAUCUUCGAACAGAAGGAUCAGUAUCAGGUUCACAGAUAGACAUAACACUGACCUGGGAUUCGCCUGAUCCUGAAAACCCAAAGGGGAUCAUCCUACACUACAAAGUUGCCUACGGGACCAGCGAAGCUUCCAUGGGAACCCCACAGACAACCGUCGGUAACCAGACAAUGUAUGUACUGAACGGCAUAACAGCUGGCAGUACCUACAUUGUCCAAGUUUGGGGAGUGACCUCCGCAGGGGCCGGUGAAAAAGAAACGGAGACAAUCGUGAUUCAGCCCAUCCCAAAUCCACCAUCAAGCGUCGACGUCAUUAAUGCUAGACGCUGUGCCUGUGUGUCCGGCGACGUUACGGACAAAGCCACAGCGACAGUGACAUGGGAUGCACCGGAAGGAGACAACGGUGACGUCAUGGGAUACCACAUUUACUACUUCCGUGGCGAAACAAGCGGAGGGCGGGAAACCGUAACGACCGGAGGCCUAACUGAACAACUCGAAAAUCUUGAACCGGACUCAAAGUAUACUGUGACGGUGGCCGCUUACAAUUCAAUUUUCACCGGGACCGAAAGUGACCCAGCAAUAGUUUACACCCCUGAUGGAUGCUCGAGUCCUCCAACAAAUUUAAAUGCUGUCGAAUCUUCAAAUACUUCCGCUGUCAGCUGCACCAUUACAUGGAAUGCACCUGCUGUGACUAAUGGGGAUCUUACAAACUAUAAGAUACUUUACCGAUGGACAUGGAACCGAGUUCCUGAAUACACCAGCGAGAAUGCGAUAGAAAGCAUUACGAGUGACAUAGUGAUGAUAGACGCGACGACUAAGACAAAGGAGGUAGGUCCGAACAAGAAGCUCAGCGUCAGGGUUGCCGCAUCAACGUGUCACGAAGGCGAACCUUCAGUUGAGCUGGAAUUCGUCUGUAUCAAUCCAUCCACAGCACCACCACCGCCUUUACCGAUUCCUGAUAUUCCACAAGAUGGAAUCACUUCGUCUUAUUUUAAGAUGGACAUCCAGCGGGCGUCAUCAGAGAACGGUCCGAUCUGUUGCUACCAGAUCAUCGUGGUGCCCAUGAAACAUGAGGAGACCCUUGACACCCUGCGGUCCAUCGGCCUGAGGGAGGCGACAGUGUUGACCAGUAGUGAUGUCAGCGCGGCUAUUAGAGGUCGUGAGUUGCCGUAUGUAGCAGAUGCAUUCACAAGGCCCAUAGAAGCCUGA
Branchiostoma floridae (Florida lancelet) is the source of this 3522-nucleotide messenger RNA. RefSeq lists its product as uncharacterized. The record is from RefSeq and is a predicted model, not a curated record. Lineage: Eukaryota; Metazoa; Chordata; Leptocardii; Amphioxiformes; Branchiostomatidae. The coding region runs from base 154 to 3522 and encodes 1122 amino acids. Gene Ontology annotation, molecular function: protein binding. The transcript has 14 exons.